CGGUAUUAUGGAUAGUCGGAUAUUCGGAAGUAUUUUACCUCAGUAUCCAGCUAUCCAUCAUAUUACUCACACAUCACAUUACUCUCGAAUACAGUAUAUACCCAAGUAUUUGGAUAACCAGGUAUUAUCAGUACUAGCUGUAUCCCAAUUCAAAUCGAUCAUGUCGAUCCUGAGAGAGAGGGAGGCAGGGACAAUUCGCAUAAAUAAUGAAUGAACGAGAGAAGGCAAGAGAGUUCUCCAACGGACUCGCGAAUCGAGACGGUGAGGAAUUGGAGAGGGGAAUCCGCGUAUUCGCGAUACGAGACUACUCCGUUGUUGUGUCUCACCGUCUUCGAAGCGCGUCUUUGUCGUUCGCCACGCACGCGUUCACCUUCUCGCGUUCACCUGAUGCAGGUCUGCUGAACGAACUUCGAGGCGCAUCACGUGAUCGUCGUGAGGCCCGCACAAGUUUCGUAUUUUUCUCGCUGAGUUUUCUGGCUGAACUUUCUGGGUGAAAAUCUGGGUGGGAUUGAACAAAACAGUGAGAUACGAAUCGUGCUGGCGAGUCAAUUAGCCAAGAUAUCUUGCGUCUGGUUGCGUCGUCCUCGGAGAAGGAUGUUCCUCAUCACACCGGUCGACAAUAAUCGUUGGGUCUACGCAAUGCACGGAUUAGAAAAGCCUAUGGAUCAUGUGUCCGCCGGUGGUGUCAUGGCGGGCUCCGUUGCCACUCUAGCGAUCCUCUGGGUGUCCCUGCAGACGAUGGGACUUCUGGGUCACUCCCAUUCGAUCAACACCCAUAAGCUACCCGAGUCUCUACAGAAUUAUCUUGCCAGUUACACCGAUGUGCUUUCAGGAUUGCCAACUAAUUAUGGUUCCGAAGCCAUUGUGGACACCGGUCGGUUUCAAAAUCGAAGAUUUCCCAGAAUCGAUGGGGCGACUCUGAACAACUCGAUCGCGUUCGCGCAGACGUUGAUCGAUCGCAUGAGCACUCUCGAGAACAACAUCGCGAACGCCGGUAUUGAACUCGAGGCGCGAAGUCCGGCCGAGAAACAAUUCUGGAAUUCUUAUCCUUCCACGGAUGCUUUCGAAAGGAGCAUUGACGCUAUCAUAGCGACGAAGGCGUCGUCGUAUCUCGUACAACAAAACUGUCGAAGGUUCGGCUUAGACAAGAAUGACUGUGCCCGCUACAUAUCGACGCUGGGCCUGCGAGGCACCCCGCUCGGUGAAUCUUGUGCCGCGGUGCAUAAUAUGGAAUGUGACGAAACGUUCAAGUAUCGCAGCAUCGAUGGUACUUGCAACAACCUUGAGAAUCCGAGCUGGGGCAGCGCGAUGACCGCGUACACCAGAGUACUGUUCUCGCAAUACUUCGACGGCAUCCAAGAACCGAGGCGUAUCGGACAAACAAAGAAACCACUGCCAAGCGCGAGGCUCGUAAGCGCCGCUUUGUCCACCGCGAACGAUCAAUCGGACGCCAGCAGGACACUGGCUGUGAUGGAAUGGAGCCAGUUCAUCGCUCACGAUAUAGCCCACACCCCAGUUCGUAAGAUGGUCUCAAAUGGAAAACCAAUCUCUUGCUGCCAGCCAGAUGGUGAUACGUUGUCACCGCGUCAUAUUCAUCCAGAUUGUUCUCCAAUCAGUGUGCCAGACCACGAUCCUAUUUACGGCAAACAUUACGUUCGAUGCAUGAAUUACGUUCGGUCGUUACCUGUCUUAAGAUCGGAGUGCACUUUUGGACCUGUAGAACAGAUGAAUCAAGCGAGCCACUUUUUGGACGGCUCCACGAUUUACGGUUCUACCUCAAAGAAAUCUCGCGAGCUUCGCACUUUCGAAGGUGGACAUCUCCGUGUCGAUAUGCAAAACAAUCACGCGUACUUGCCGAGAGGAGAUACCGAAGAAAUGUCACAAUGCGGAGAAAACUGCUAUAAUUCUGGUGACGACCGUGUGAACAUCGAUCCUCAAUUAGCUGUGAUUCAUACAAUCUGGCAUCGUGAACAUAAUCGCGUCGCCGAUAAACUUGCCAUGUUGAAUCCGGACUGGUCGGAUGAGACGUUGUAUCAGGAGGCCAGGCGUAUCGUAAUCGCGGAAAUUCAGCAUAUCACAUUCAAAGAAUGGCUGCCCAUCGUGCUGGGUAGAAGGUACUCUCGGGCCAUCGAUCUCACCGUAGGAAAUAGUUAUAGCCGUAAUUAUAACUCUGAUGACGAGCCGGCAGUCAGCAACGAAGCCGCCACUGCAGCGCUGCGUUUCCUGAAUUCGCUGAUGCAGGGAAAUCUGAUAUUGCCGGAUAAUUCUCGCCAACAAAACAGAACGCUACAGCUAGCGGAGCACUUUUUCAAUCCACGUGUAAUCGAAUCGGAGGAGAUAUUUGACGGAUUGCUUCGUGGUCUUGCUACUCAAACCAGUCAGAAGAUGGACAUCAGUCUUAUUCCAGACAUGACAAGCAAGUUGUACACCAGCAAUGGCAAUGAUUUAGGCUUUGAUGCUGUCAGCUUGGACAUUGAACGUGGCCGUGAUCAUGGCCUUCCAGGUUACAAUUAUUAUCGCAGAUAUUGCGGGCUUCCUGUUGCCAAGACUUUCGAUGAUUUCUUAGAUUACAUUCCUGUGGAGAUGUUGAGAAAACUGCGAACGAUCUAUUCCCAUCCCAAUGACGUCGAUCUUGUCGUGGGUGGUAUGGCAGAGAGACCAGCAGACGACAGCAUGGUCGGCCCGACUUUCCGCUGUCUCAUUUACGAGCAGUUCUCCAGAUCCCGUCGUACUGACAGAUUCUUCUACGAUUCCGCAACACAACCGUACCCCUUCACUCCUGAGCAAUUGGCUCAAUUGCGAAGCGUUACUCUAGCUCGAAUAUUCUGCGACAAUAGUGACGACAUCACGCACAUGCAACGCAAUGUGUUCCUCAAACCGCAGGCAGGGAACGAAUUGAGACGUUGCACAGAUUUUGAGGCGAUACCCAGCGUGGAUCUUUUCGCCUGGGCGGAGAGAGCGAAAGCGUAUCGUUGAAGUCCUUCCUUAAUUGGCUGGUCACAUGCCAAGUGCAUCCGUUUGCCCGUGGACGUAGUGCGGGCCUGAGGAAAACGGCGGGAAACGCAGAGCGAAAAUGGGCACGUGGAAAAAGCGAUUGAGUAAGACUACGUAAUAGUCUCAUCAAAAUCGUCAAAAGUGUCGCGACGAUAUUGUGCACACCAUGACGAAGCGAUGGAGGCAAUAAAAGGCAAGCAACGGCGAAAUCACGUGACUAGUCGAUUAAAAAAAAUCAUCCGAUGGCUGGAAUGAGGCUGAAUGACGCAAGUGUGAACUGAUGACUGCAAAUGAAUAAACGAAUGAACGACUGAUUCUUGAUUGCCGAGAAAAUCGACAUUAGAGUUCAUUAUUUUGUGACUAGCCUCACUUGCAGGACUGCAUUUCGCGAUAGUUUGAUAUUAUAUAGUCUGAUACACAUAAACGCGUCAGUAGGUAGUUUAUCAUCAUAUGUACAUGUGAAGAUGAAUGUGUAGAGAGAAUGGAUUCGAGAAUGUUUAUCGGCGUAUUUAUAUAUAUAUAUAUUUUCGUAGAUGAUUGUUUAAUGUUGAGGCUUAAGUUUAAAGUACUUAGUGACUGAAUAAUUUGUGAUGAUUUAGAAUAGAAAAGCAAAGAUGAUUACGUAUGUAAGCAAUAUGUUAUUAUUACGUGAGAUUGUAAAAGUAUCUGGUCAAUAAAUAUGAAAUAUAAAGAUCUGUAAAAAUG
Molecule: messenger RNA, 3699 nt
Organism: Pogonomyrmex barbatus (red harvester ant)
Lineage: Eukaryota; Metazoa; Arthropoda; Insecta; Hymenoptera; Formicidae
Product: salivary peroxidase/catechol oxidase
Biological process (GO): response to oxidative stress
Molecular function (GO): heme binding; peroxidase activity
Source: RefSeq, a predicted model, not a curated record